This is a messenger RNA of Helobdella robusta, 1602 nucleotides long. RefSeq lists its product as hypothetical. Bases 1 to 1602 code for a protein of 533 amino acids. The record is from RefSeq and is a predicted model, not a curated record. Gene Ontology annotation, molecular function: asparaginase activity; protein binding. Lineage: Eukaryota; Metazoa; Annelida; Clitellata; Rhynchobdellida; Glossiphoniidae. The transcript has 13 exons.
AUGCAGGAGGAUAGGACGAAGUUUGUUCUUGUCCUCUAUUGUGGUGGCACCAUUGGCAUGAAGGCCAAGAAUGGAGUUUACAGUCCGGAGCCUCACUUCCUGGAAAAGGAGUUAAGGAGACAGCCGAUUUUCCACGAUCCGCAUUUCCCAACCACCUGCCUACUCCACGAUAAACUGCACUGCGAUAACCUUCUGGUUCUGCCACCGACGAACGACGGCCAGAGGAUUGUAUACGCAGUAGAAGAGUAUGACCCUCUGCUGGAUUCGUCGUGCAUGUCCUAUGAUGACUAUGUGAAACUGGCUAAGGAUAUUUCGGAGAAUUACAAGUUCUUCGAUGGAUUUGUAAUCCUGCACGGGACUGAUACCAUGGCAUUCACUGCAUCGGCCCUCUCAUUCAUGAUCGAAAAUCUGGGGAAACCCAUCAUCUUCACCGGAUCACAAAUCCCGAUCUUUGAACUACGGAGUGUGUGCGUGUGUGGGUGUGCGUGCGUGUGUGUGUGUCAUCAUUCAUCAUUACGACCACCACCGCCGCCAUCACCAUCAUCAUCAUCAUCAGUAAACUGGACAGACGUGUUUCGUUCUGUCGGCAUGAAGAAGUUCCAAGUCUCCACCAGGAUGUGCCCGAAUGUUGGAGUGUUGAGGCUUUUUCCAAAUAUCACCAUUGAGACGAUUCGUUCCUUCCUGAGACCGCCGAUGCAGGGCGUGGUUCUUCAGACUUACGGACAGGGCAAUGGACCGGAUAAUCGACUGGACAUCCUGAAGGCAAUCAAGGAGGCCACUGACCGAGGUGUCAUUGUGGUCAACUGCACCCAAUGUUCCAAGGGCAUUGUCAACCCCAUCUAUGCCGCUGGGAAGGCAUUUUUCGAGGCAGGGGUCAUUUCAGGGUCAGACAUGACAGUCGAGGCAGCCCUCAUGAAGUUAAGUUACCUGCUCGGAAAGGAAGAACUCUCAUUGGCUCAGAGGAGGAAACUGAUCGGAUUAAAUCUCCGUGGCGAGUUGAGUGAGGUUUUGAACGAGGAGGAUGAGAAGGUGCAUGUGUCACUCAUUGAGAACCUCGCGGAUGUCCUCAGACUUGGCACUGGACAUGAAAGACAUCAGCUAGAAAUUGAACUGUUUCCAUACUUGUUGUGCCUGGCGGCGCAUGAAGGCAGUGUCAACACUCUAGAAAAACUUAAGAAAGCCGGGGCCUACUUCAACAUGGCCGAUUACGAUGGGAGAACGCCCUUGCAUAUCGCCAGCUGCAAUGGAGACGUGGAUGUUGUGAGGUACCUCCUAGAGGAGGGGGCCCCCGUCCACCAGAGGGACCGUUUCAAUUAUUCGCCCCUGGACAACGCCCUACAGUUUCGGCAGAAAGAUAUCGUCCCGUUACUGAUUAAGACUGGCGCCCACAUCACCGUCAUGACUCCCAAGCAUAUUAAUAAUUUUAUCUCGUUAGUAAUUAUGAUACUGAAUGAUGACCUCCAGACAGUUGAGAUGUGGUGUGAUGCUGGUGCCGACGUGAAUAUGGGGGGCUUCGAGGGCAGAACCCCACUACACGUGGCCGUCAAUUUCAAUCUGAUUGACAAGGUGAUUAGGUGGUUUAUUGGUUUAUUGGUUGGUUGA